AAGUAUAAAAAAAUUGAAUGGUUUAAUUCGCCUCGCACUAGAUUUCAACAAUCUUACGGGUACAAUUCAAAGACUGGAUCGGAAAGCUGACGAAUCUGCAACAUUUAAAUCUCCGAUCGAACAACUUCAUUGGGACAAUUCCACCUAGCUUGGGACCUUAAACCAAUAUUGAUGUUGAACCUUAGCUAUAACAGUUUCCAAGGAAGCAUACCUGCUGAGUUUGGUAACUUUAGACAACUCAUUGAACUAGACCUUUCAGCAAACAAAUUUAGUGGAGAAAUUCCUGAAACUUUGGGCCAGUUUCAACAGAUAUACACCAUUCGAAUAGACCAAAAUUUUCUUACAGGAAACAUUCCAAUUACCUUCAGCAAUCUAAAGAGCUUGAGCAUGCUCAAUCUUUCCCAUAACAAUUUAUCAGGCCCCAUGCCAACUUGUCUAAAUGAUCUAGAGUCUCUCACUAAACUAGACCUAUCUUACAAUAAUUUCCAAGGAGAAAUACCAAACGGUGGUAUAUUUGAUAAUGCUACAAUUGUUUUACUCGAUGGCAACCGGGGACUGUGUGGAGGAGCCAUGGAUUUGCAUAUGCCCCCAUGCCAUGUUGUAUGUAGAAGGAAAGUAGAAAUCGUAAACUACAUGGUCAAAAUAUUGAUCCCAAUAUUUGGGUUCAUGUUACUCAUAGUGUUCAUUUACAUUAUAAUCCAUGGGAACAAGACAUCAAGAGGACCAUACUUAUUGCUACCUUCUUUUGGUAAGCAAUUCCCUAAAGUUUCUUACAAGGACGUAGCCCAAGCUACUGGAAACUUCUCCGAGUCAAACCUAAUAGGGAGAGGAAGCUAUGGAUCAGUUUACAAUGGAAAUUUGACUCAAGCUAAAAUGCAAGUGGCUAUUAAGGUUUUUGACCUUGAGAUGAGGUAUGCAGACAAAAGUUUCGUAUCAGAAUGUGAGGUGUUGAGAAGAAUCCGUCACCGGAACCUUCUUUCUAUCCUAAGUGCAUGUUCAACAAUAGACCAUACAGGUAAGGAUUUCAAAGCACUUAUUUAUGAGUUCAUGCAAAAUGGGAAUUUGGACACAUGGUUGCAUCACAGACGUGCUGGUUUACCUACAAAAUGUUUGGGCUUAGUUCAAAGAAUGAACAUAGCUGUUGGCAUAGCUGAUGCAUUGGCCUACUUACACCAUGACUGUGGAAGGCCUAUUGUCCAUUGUAAUCUGAAACCAUCUAAUAUCCUUCUUGAUGAUGAUACGAAUGCCCAUUUGGGAGACUUUGGCAUUGCAAGUCUAGUUCUUGAUGCUAGGUCAACAAAAGUUGGACAUGCUGGUCCUAAUAAUUCAGUCGCUGUGACCGGAACUAUCGGAUACAUCGCUCCAGAGUAUGCUCAAAGUAUUCAUGCAUCAACCUGUAGGGAUGUUUACAGUUUUGGAAUAGUACUUUUGGAGAUGAUAAUAGGCAAAAGACCAACCGAUUCUAUGUUUGAGGAUGAACUCACCAUGGUUAGUUUUGUGGAGAGGAACUUUCCAGAUAAAUUGUUACAUAUUAUUGAUGUCCAUCUCCGAGAAGAAUGCAAGGGCUUUAUCCAAGCAGCGGUGGAAUCAAAAAAUGAGGCGCAUCGAUGCUUGCUGUCUCUCGUGCAAGUUGCUCUUUCUUGCACGCAUCUAUCCCCAAGAGAACGAAUGAACAUGAGAGAAGUAGCCAUCAACUUGCACUCAAUCAGAAGAUCAUAUGUUCGAGCGAUCAAGGACGAGCAAGUUCUUCUUUGCUAGAUGGAUUUACAACAUGCCAUGGAUCUUGGAUAUUAGCUUAGUUUUUCUGUCAACACAGUAGCCAAUAAUCAUAAAGAUGAGAUUAGCAACGA
Phragmites australis (common reed) is the source of this 1850-nucleotide messenger RNA. Its product is annotated as receptor kinase-like protein Xa21. Gene Ontology annotation, molecular function: ATP binding; protein binding; protein kinase activity. Bases 172 to 1758 code for a protein of 528 amino acids. NCBI's taxonomy places the organism in Eukaryota, Viridiplantae, Streptophyta, Magnoliopsida, Poales, Poaceae. Gene Ontology annotation, biological process: protein phosphorylation. The record is from RefSeq and is a predicted model, not a curated record. The transcript is spliced from 3 exons.